AUGGCUGGGUACAAGCUCGAAGUGACAACAGGUGACAUGACAAAUGCAGGAACAUUUGACCACAUAUAUGUCACCCUAAUUGGAACCGGAGGGAGGAGUGAGCGAACUGAGAUGGACAACUUUGGUGUAGAUUUUAAAACUGGGAUGACAUCAAUUUACACUGUGAAAACCUGUUCGUCCCUGGGGAAACUUCUGCUGGUCAAGGUGGAGAAAGAUCCCUUUUUCUUCCUCCCAGAGACUCAGUGGUACUGCUCCAAAAUAGUGGUGACGACUCCAGAGGGAGAUGUCAUUCUCUUCCCCUGCUACAGAUGGAUCUCCAGGGGAGAACUGGUGGAGCUGAGAGGAGGGAGAGCCAUGAAGAUUUUUGAGGAUGACCACCCCCUGUUGAUUGACCACCGGAAAAAAGAGUUAACAAUUAAAAAGACCUUGUACCAUGGUGCUGAACUCAUGUUUAAGGGUUUAGCUGGAUCUACUGAACAAUGGAAAAGCAUUGAAGACAUCAAAAAAAUCUUCUGGUCCAAAACGACAAAGAUGUCUGAGUAUGUUACAGAGCACUGGAAGGAAGACGACUUUUAUGGAUACCAGUUUCUGAACGGAAUCAACCCCAAUGUGAUCAAGAAAUGCUCAGAGCUUCCCCCAAACUUUCCAGUCACAGAAGAGAUGGUGAAGCCGUUUCUGGACAAGGGUAGCUCUCUGCAGAAGGAAAUGGAAAAAGGCAAUAUAUUCCUCUAUGACCUCAAGAGGAUGGACGGAUUACCCACAAGGGUGUGUGAUGGUGAACUUCUGCACGUGACCGCUGGUCUCUGUUUGUUCUACAUGAACCCAGAGAACAAACUGAUGCCAAUUGCAAUACAGCUGAAUCAACAACCCUCUGAGCAGAAUCCCAUCUUUCUGCCCAGUGACACAGAGACAGACUGGCUGCUAGCCAAGAUGUUUAUCAAAAAUGCAGAUUCCAUGCUACAUCAGUCAGUCUAUCACCUCAUGAACACUCACUAUCUGGCAGAGGUCUUUACUGUUUCCACUCUCCGAAGCUUCCCUGUGGUUCAUCCCCUCUACAAGCUGCUAUUCCCUCACUUCCGUUACACUCUCCAAAUAAAUAUCAUGGCCCGCAAUCAUAUUUUUGGACCUGAUGGGAUUUUAAGUACAAGUUCACUUGGAUCUGAGGGGCUGACAGAGCUCAUGAGAAGGGCUCUCUCUGAAACCACCUACAGCUCCCUCUGUCUGCCAGAGAACAUCACUGCACGAGGACUGAAGUCAAUCCCCAACUUCUACUACAGAGAUGAUGGACUGAAGCUGUGGAACAUCAUCAACAGGUUUGUGAAGGCAACAGUGGGGUACUAUUAUCCCUCAGACAAAACGGUCCAUAAAGACACUGAGCUGCAGGAAUGGAUCAGUGAGAUAUUCACCCAUGGCUUCUUAGGAAACAAAGCUUCAGGUUGUCCUGCAGACUUUUAUACUGUCGAGGAAGUGAUCAAGUUCAUCACCAUGGUGAUCUUCACUGUAUCAGCUCAGCAUGCUGCAGUAAACAGUGGACAGUUUGACUACCACUCGUGGGUGCCCAAUGGCUCACUCCUGCUGUGCAAACCUCCUCCAAACACUAAGGGGCAGUCAAGCAUGAAGACAAUUUUGGAGACCCUCCCAAAUGUUGGACACACGGUCAGCAUUGCAGCAAUGUUGUGGGUGCUUUCAGAAAUGUACACUGACGUGGUAAGUUUAGUUCCCUUGGGUACAUACCCUGAAGAACAGUUCGAUGAGCCUGUGCCAAAGCAGAUGAUUAACAAAUUUCAAGCAGAGUUGUCCCACCUCAGAGGAGUAAUUACAACAAGGAACUCACAGCUUGAAGUACCCUACACAUAUCUGAACCCUACUCAGAUAGAGAACAGUAUAACUAUAUAA
This is a messenger RNA of Seriola dumerili (greater amberjack), 1896 nucleotides long. Its product is annotated as arachidonate 12-lipoxygenase, 12R-type-like. Gene Ontology annotation, molecular function: iron ion binding; oxidoreductase activity, acting on single donors with incorporation of molecular oxygen, incorporation of two atoms of oxygen; protein binding. Lineage: Eukaryota; Metazoa; Chordata; Actinopteri; Carangiformes; Carangidae. The record is from RefSeq and is a predicted model, not a curated record. The transcript is spliced from 13 exons. Gene Ontology annotation, biological process: linoleic acid metabolic process; lipid oxidation. The coding region runs from base 1 to 1896 and encodes 631 amino acids.